Messenger RNA from Arabidopsis lyrata subsp. lyrata, 667 nucleotides. Its product is annotated as 40S ribosomal protein S17-4. Gene Ontology annotation, molecular function: structural constituent of ribosome. Gene Ontology annotation, cellular component: ribosome. Gene Ontology annotation, biological process: translation. The record is from RefSeq and is a predicted model, not a curated record. Bases 86 to 505 code for a protein of 139 amino acids. The transcript has a single exon. Lineage: Eukaryota; Viridiplantae; Streptophyta; Magnoliopsida; Brassicales; Brassicaceae.
CAAAACCCUAACCCUAAUCUCAGCCGGUACUCAGAAGCAGAGAGAGACUGAGGAAGUUUCGUAACCCCCAAAUCACAACCAAAAAAUGGGUCGCGUUCGCACGAAGACUGUGAAGAAAUCAUCUCGUCAGGUGAUCGAGAAGUACUACUCUCGCAUGACUCUUGAUUUCCACACGAACAAGAAGAUCCUCGAAGAAGUCGCAAUCAUCCCAUCGAAGAGACUCCGCAACAAGAUCGCUGGUUUCUCCACUCAUCUCAUGAAGAGGAUCCAAAAGGGACCUGUCCGUGGAAUCUCCCUCAAGCUUCAGGAGGAAGAGCGUGAGCGCCGUAUGGACUUUGUCCCUGACGAAUCCGCCAUUAAAACCGAUCACAUCGAGGUCGAUAAGGAGACGCUUGAGAUGCUUGCUUCCUUGGGAAUGUCUGAGCUACCAGGUGUUGUUAAGGUGGAUCCAGCCGCUGCUGCUCCGGUUGCUGCAUUUGGAUUGGGUCGUGGAAGGAGGUACUAGAGUGUCCAUCGAUCAAAUCAAUCAUCAUCUUUCAGAUGUGUGGUUUCUUAGUGUCUUUUAUCUGCAAAUUUUUGUUUGUGCCUUUUUUUGUUGGAUCUUGAAUUUCUAUGCUCUACUAUAUGCUUUAAUGUCACUUAUUUUGCUGGAUAAAUUUCUCUACUU